AUGGGAUCUACUUCCUUUCGUUCCCCUGCAAUGCGACAGGCUGAAGGUCUGCCCUAUUUCACCCCUGCCAACAACGCUGGAGCAGCUAUAAACCUACAAUCCAACACCCCAACGCUGUUCUACCCAUUGCGAAUUCGAGAUGUCACAUUUAAGAAUCGCGUGAUCGUGGCGCCCAUGUGCACGUAUUCGGCCGAGUCAGACCCAACUUCUCCUGCUGUAGGUGCGCUCACCGACUUUCACAUCGCGCACCUUGGCCAUUUGGCCACAAAGGGCGUCGGUCUGAUUCUUAUCGAAGCCACAUCAGUUCAGCCCAAUGGUCGUAUUUCGCCCAAUGACUCCGGGCUUUGGCAGGUUGGGACAGACUCCGAACAGUUUAAAGGACUCCGGCGGGUGGUGAAUUUCGCUCAUAGUCAAGGGGCCAAAAUCGGCAUUCAGCUUGCUCACGCCGGUCGGAAGGCGAGCACCGUGUCACCCUGGCUCGCAUCCCAGGCAAAUAAACGCGGUAUCAAAGCCGAUGAAAGUGUUGGUGGCUGGCCAUCAAAUGUGGUCGGCCCCUCUGGCGGGGAAGAGCAAAUCUGGGCACCUGGCGACCAAUACUGGCCCCCUCGCGAGCUGGAAACGGCCGAGGUAGAAGAACUGGUUCGAGCCUUUGCGCGAAGUGCAGAGCUCGCGGUACAAGCAGGAGUGGAUGUCAUUGAGAUCCAUGGUGCUCACGGAUACCUUCUUCAUCAAUUCCUCAGUCCCGUUACCAAUCGACGAACCGACAAAUAUGGUGGCAGUUUUGAGAAUCGAACUCGGCUCCUAUGCGAGGUGGCUGCUGCAAUCCGUGCUGUCAUUCCAAAUGGAAUGCCCUUGUUUCUUCGUAUCAGUGCGACGGAUUGGCUUGAGAACCAGCCUGUCGCGGCAGGAAUAGGAAGCUGGGACAUGCCAUCCUCAAUCCAACUUGCCAAAAUGUUACCAGACCUUGGGAUCGACUUUCUGGAUGUCAGCUCAGGUGGUAAUCACAAAAGCCAACGCAUUGAGCCUCAUACAAAUUAUCAGAUUGAUCUUGCGGGCCAAAUUCGUCAAGAGAUUCACGCCGCCAAGCAUGCCACACUGGUUGGAGCUGUUGGCUUCAUCACCGAGGCCAAGUCCGCUCGUGAUAUUGUUCAGGGUGCAGAGGAGGCACAGGCGACCGAGGCAAUGUUGUCUGGGCCUAAACCUCAAGCUGAUGCCGUAUUAAUGGCUCGACAAUUUUUGCGCGAGCCCGAAUGGGUGCUCACGGCGGCCAAGAAACUGGAUGUGAAGAUCUCUCUCCCGUGGCAGUUUGCCCGCGGCUUACUGUAA
Messenger RNA from Penicillium robsamsonii, 1326 nucleotides. Its product is annotated as NADH:flavin oxidoreductase/NADH oxidase. Gene Ontology annotation, molecular function: FMN binding; NADPH dehydrogenase activity; NADP binding. Gene Ontology annotation, cellular component: intracellular anatomical structure. The transcript has a single exon. NCBI's taxonomy places the organism in Eukaryota, Fungi, Ascomycota, Eurotiomycetes, Eurotiales, Aspergillaceae. The record is from RefSeq and is a predicted model, not a curated record. Bases 1 to 1326 code for a protein of 441 amino acids.